Molecule: messenger RNA, 1347 nt
Organism: Rhopalosiphum padi (bird cherry-oat aphid)
Lineage: Eukaryota; Metazoa; Arthropoda; Insecta; Hemiptera; Aphididae
Product: UDP-sugar transporter UST74c-like
Exons: 3
Coding region: 309-1247 (312 amino acids)
Cellular component (GO): Golgi apparatus
Molecular function (GO): GDP-fucose transmembrane transporter activity; antiporter activity
Source: RefSeq, a predicted model, not a curated record
AUAGUUAAUUGAGCAAUAGCAACGCUCGUGUGGUAUUACUAAUGAAAUUGUGUGAAAAACUUAUUCAAAUGGGUUAGUUAACAGAACUAUUCGAAAAUAGACCUGAAUAACAUAAUACAGAUUUAUUUCAGACUUAUUUCAAUAUAAAAUCGUUAAAAAAACAUAGGUAGUAUGUAAUAUAUCAGUCGACCAGGCCGUCAAACUAUUGUAGGAUAUGAUAAAAAUGCAGCGGCAACUGCCGGGAAAACGCGAACUUCGGCGCCGCAACGAAGGAAGACGCAGGCGUGAAUGCGGCGGCCGAAAUAGUUAUGCAGACACGGCCGCCGCGAUUUGCCAAAGCCGGCACGGCGUUGUUGUACGCGGCCGCGUCGACGUUGAUCACAAUCGUCAACAAGUCCGUGUUGACCGGUUACGGGUUCCCCUCGUACCGGUUCCUGGCCGUCAGCCAGAUGCUCGCCACGGUCACCGUGCUGUACGCGGCCAAGCGGCUGGGCCUCGCGAGGUUCCCGGACAUCGGCGGGCGCACGUUCGCGGACGUAUUUCCGAUGCCGCUCAUCCAUCUGGGCAACGUGGAACUGGGCCUGGCCGGCACCAAGGAGCUGAGCUUGCCCACGUUUACCGUGCUCAGGCGCCUGGCCAUACCGAUGACCAUGUCGGGCGAAUACUACCUGUUGCGCAUCGCAGCCGACCGGUUCGUCAAGACGUCUGUGGCCAUGAUGGUGGCCGGUGCCAUAAUAGCGGCCGGCAGCGACGUCGAGUUGAACAUCGACGGGUGCGCAUUCGUCUUGUUCAACAAUCUGCUGACGGCCGCCAACGGCGUGUUCUCCAAGAGAAAACUGAACGCCAACAGGCAAAUGGGCAAGUGUGGGCUAUUGUACUAUUCGUCGCUGUUCGUGUUGCCGUUCGCUCUGGCGCACUUGUAUUUUUCGGACGAUUUAGACCACGUGUACAGAUUCAAUUAUUGGUUGCGUCCACCAUUUUUAAUACAAAUGUUUGUUUCGUCUAUAAUGGGUUUAGUGUUAAACUACAGUACAAUGCUAUGCAUUCAAUACAAUUCAGCCCUAACGACGACAAUAAUCGGCUGUCUAAAAAAUAUAAUUGUCACUUAUGCUGGCAUGUUUGUUGGUGGUGAUUAUGUGUACACAUUCUAUAACUUUAUUGGUAUUAAUAUUAGUAUUAUUGGAAGUCUAUACUACACCUAUGUAACGUUUAGACCGCCUAAACAGAUGGAGUAUAACAUUAAGUAGGUAACUAGUAUUAAUACUUUUUAAUACUUUUCAUCAUUAUAUUUCUUGGAGUUUUGUGUCGUGUAUAUAAAAUUAUAAAAUGUAUAUUUCAUCUUUAAAA